Peromyscus maniculatus bairdii (prairie deer mouse) is the source of this 2404-nucleotide messenger RNA. It is a transcript of the gene Tincr, whose product is annotated as TINCR ubiquitin domain containing. NCBI's taxonomy places the organism in Eukaryota, Metazoa, Chordata, Mammalia, Rodentia, Cricetidae. The record is from RefSeq and is a predicted model, not a curated record. Gene Ontology annotation, molecular function: protein binding.
CCCCUGAAGACCUAGCUCCGAUGGCCGCGUGAAUGACGUUCUCCCAGCCCAAACCCAUCUGGGGUCUCUCCCCUCUACUCAGACCAGGACCGUGCAUGGCCAAGGCCCAAGGCUGAGGUUUCUCUGGGGCCCACCAGCGCAAAGCCAGUGAGUGCAGAUUAGGGAGAAAGUUCUGGUAAUGGCUGGGUACACGGCCUGCCCUGCUUCCCUCUCUAACCUUGCUCCCUCCACUCCAGCAGCAAGGGCCAACUCCCCGCCCCUCCAGCUCACCAGGCUCCCCCCUGCUCUGGGGUCUGUACACAGCUUACCUUCUCUGCCCCAGGGCCUUUGCGCACGCAAGCUGUGCACAGGGGGAAAGGUCGCCAUGGAGGCCGGGGCUGGGCCAGCCAGCGUCACCACCCCGCCUCCUCCUCGCACCCCUGGGAUGCUCCUGCGGCAGGGCGUGCCUGGGAGGGGCGGGGGCGGGUGGCCCGGCCGGUCUGGCAGGUGCUGGCCGCGGAGUCUCCGGCCGGCGGCGGCCAUGGAGGGGCUGCGUCGCGGGCUGUCGCGCUGGAAGCGCUACCACAUCAAGGUGCACUUGGCCGACGAGGCGUUACUGCUGCCGCUGACCGUGCGGCCCCGCGACACGCUGAGCGACCUGCGCGCGCAGCUCGUGGGCCAGGGCGUGAGCUCGUGGCGCAGAACCUUCUACUACAACGCCAGGCCGCUGCCCGACCACCAGACGGUGCGGGAGGCGCGCCUGCAGGACGGCUCCGUCUUGCUGCUGCUCAGCGACCCCAGGUAGCUGGGGCUGGAGGAGACGGAGCCAUGAUUUUGGGAACGCGAGGUGCUGGCUGAGGGAGCAAGCUGGGCCAGAGGGAACCACAGCUCUCUCUUCCUGGGAACCCAGCCUUAUUCCAGGUGCUGGGCUCCCAGGUAGAUGCGACACCCCGGCCCUGCUGAUGCCCGCUGCCUCCCGGAUGCUGCCCUCCAGCCCUCCAGCGAGGAGUCAUGGUUUCUCCGUGGCCUUGGAACCCUCCCCUCUCCCGGGAGCCUCCACCUGAUCUUCUGCCACCCCUGCAUCCAGGAAGCCCUCCAGUCAACAGAUGCAGUUCCUUCUUUGGGGACCCACAGGGCUCCAGCUGUGAACAGCGCUGGCUCCAGGAGGAGCUGCUGGGUUCCUGACCAAGGAGACUCUGAUCCUGGGGGGCCUUGGUGACCCCGCGCAUGUGCAAAAUGAUCUGGCGCACACUGUGGCUGCUCCGCUCCGCAGCCUCGGUGUUGGGGCGCCGUGCUGGGCCUUUGUGUGCCCCCCGGGUGCUGCGGACUGCAUGGUGAGCCCAGAAGGAAACUGCGUUUUAAUUAAGAGUUGUACAGGCCUCGGGGUGCAGAGCUGGGCAGGUGGGGACUGACUGUUGGCCUUGGGGAGCUGGGUUGCUGGGCAGGCACAGCUGCACCAGGUCCUGGGGGUCUGGGCCCCCCUCUGCCUCCCCAGUCUCCACUGCUCGACUGUGGGGGGGGGAGCUAAAGUCCCUGUGGGGUUCCUUGGCCCUAGCCACAGGGAGAGAUGGGGGGGGAGGGCUGACUUGGGGGGGCAAGAGAAAGCAUUUUUUGACAUUUAACAAACACUAUGCAAAUUGCAUGCAAAUUGCAUGCAAAUCACCACUCAUUCCUUAAGCCCGACAGCCCUGGCAUGUUCAGAAAUAAUAAUGUAGGGCCUGUCCCCUGGUGCCCGUCCAGCAGCCUUCCCUCCCCUGCUCUCCUCCCUCCCCCCUCCCUCCUUCUCUUCCCAUCUUUGAUCCAAGGCCUCCCAGCCUGUAGCAUGUAAACAGCACCAAGUGGCUGCCUGCAUCUUGUUUUUGUAGAACCGAGGCCCACGGAGGCCCUGGGUCUGGCUUGAGGUCCCAGAGCCGCAGUUUGGAAAGCAUGUGGCCUCUCUCCAACAGUCAUCAGAAGCCACUUUGGACAGAACUGUGACCCACAGAGAAAAGUGACGGCCGGGGAGGCUCCAGGCCUGUGGCGGCCAGCAGUCAUCCCAGAAGGUGUUGAGGGUCAGGCUGCUGAGGAUGCACAGGCCCACAAGUUCAUCCUCGCUCCUUUCCUCCGGAGGUCUCCCUGAAUUCUGCCCACAGGCCCUUCUGGUUUUGUUUUUGUUUUUCCUCCAAACUCCUAUUUAUCCUACAAAGGCCUGCUUUCAGCGCCCCAUUUUUACAGAGCCAUUCCUGAUACUCCAAUAAUAGCCCCCAGCUCCCUCUGGGCCCUGUCCAGCACUGUGCUCCUGUCCUAGGCCUGAGUCCUGAGCCCAGUGGUGUCAGGCUCAUUCCCCCUGGGUGAACUCACGGCAGGAGCUCCAAGGUCCACAGUCUGGGUUCUAGGCACAGGGGGCAUUUUGAACGUGUGUCAAAUAAAAGACUGAAGACACGCA